Molecule: messenger RNA, 3276 nt
Organism: Poecile atricapillus (Black-capped chickadee)
Lineage: Eukaryota; Metazoa; Chordata; Aves; Passeriformes; Paridae
Gene: BAIAP2L1
Product: BAR/IMD domain containing adaptor protein 2 like 1
Exons: 14
Coding region: 227-1753 (508 amino acids)
Biological process (GO): plasma membrane organization; actin filament bundle assembly; actin crosslink formation
Cellular component (GO): cytosol; nucleoplasm
Molecular function (GO): protein binding
Source: RefSeq, a predicted model, not a curated record
CCGUGCCCGCCGAGCCGAGAGCGGUGAUGCGAGCCCGGCCCGGCCCUCCCCGCUCGCCGAGCCAGUCCUGCCGCGUCGGGAGCCGCGGUGCGCAGGGCCCGCCCCGGCGGCGCUGCCCGGCUGGUUCCGCAAGUUUGUGACAGCUCCUUCACGGGAAGCCGAGGCUGCCGCGGCGCUGCGCUGGGGCCGGGGCGCUCCGCAGGACCGAGCUCUCCCCGCCGGCACCAUGUCCCGGGACCCCGAGGAGGUGAACAAGCUGACGGAGAGCACGUACAAAAAUGUUAUGGAACAGUUCAAUCCCGGACUGAGGAAUUUAAUAAAUCUGGGGAAGAAUUAUGAAAAAGCUGUUAAUGUUAUGGUAGUGGCUGGAAGAGCAUAUUAUGAUAGCCUUGCAAAGAUUGGAGACAUAUCAGCAGAUUCUCCAGUUUCAAAAGAAUUAGGCCAAGUUCUGGUAGAAAUCUCAAGAACGCACAAGAAACUUAAUGACAGUCUAGAAGAGAGUUUUAAAAAAUUUCACAAAGAAAUUAUAUCUGAACUGGAGAAGAAAACAGACCUGGAUGUAAAAUAUAUGACUGCAACUUUAAAAAGGUACCAAACUGAACACAGAAGCAAACUGGAUUCUUUAGAGAAGUCUCAGGCUGAGCUGAAAAAAAUCAGAAGGAAAAGCCAAGGAGCACGAAAUGUAACCAAGUAUGAGCAUAAAGAAAUGGAGUAUUUGGAAACAGUGACCUCUCGACAAAGCGAUAUUCAGAGAUUUAUUGCAGAAGGCUGCAGAGAAGCUCUCCUUGAAGAGAAAAGAAGGUUCUGUUUUCUGGUUGACAAGCACUGUAGCUUUACCCAGCACAUGCACUUCUACCACGUUCAGUGUGCGGACUUCCUAAAAUCCAAACUGCCUGGGUGGGAGGAAAUCUGUAGUGAUGCCACCAAAGUGCCUGAAAAAGUCAGAAUGAUGAUAGAUGAGAUCAGGACCCCUGGAUCCACCCCAGUAUCGGGAACGCCGCAGCCUUCACCGAUGGUAAAGAGAAAUACCCUGAUUGGAAAUGAUUUUUAUCCUCACCAAGAAAAUGCAUCCAAAGUGCCCCCAGCUCCCACAGGCAGGGCGUACACAAGCCCACUCGUGGAUAUGUUCAACAAUCCUGCAACAGCUUCCAAAGCACCUUCUGAAAAACUGAAUCACUCAGCAGAGAAUUCAGAUGAUACCAGUUUAUCACGUUCAACUUCUGUUGCCACGGGAUUAAAUAUAAUGAAAAGGCAAAAAGUGAAGACAAUCUUCCCACAUACUGCUGGAAGCAACAAGACAUUGCUCAGCUUUGCCCAGGGCGAUAUCAUCACCCUGCUGGUGGCUGAGGAAAAGGAUGGCUGGCUUUAUGGAGAGCAUGACACAACCAGACUAAAAGGAUGGUUUCCAUCAUCAUACACCAGACCACUGGAUGAAUCAGCGGAAGAAAAAGCCUUUGCCCCAGUGCCAAGCCCUGCACCAAUCCGAAGUGUGAGCUCUGUGAACCUUGUGGAGAAAGGAGAAGUUGUCCUCCCACCACCAGACUACCUGGGGGCUGCACAGACAGACAGACGGAUGGAGCCUGCCAAAGGUGCUGCUGUGAAAACUCCGACCGACAGAGCGGAGCAGCCAGGCCCGAAACCUGACAUGAAUGGCAUUAUAAAACCACCUUUUCUAAGUGGAGAAAACCCCUUUGCAACGGUGAAACUCAGACCCACAGUAACAAAUGACAGAUCAGCGCCGAUUAUCCGAUGAAUACACAGCUCAGACACGUGGGCUUCCUCCUUACCAACACCCAGUUUCAGCAAUGACAAGUACUAUCUCAACUUGGCCUAAAAAUUUAUUUAAAUGUAAUUACUGUACAAUAGACACAUACUGGAAUGGAGCUCUGAUGUUUUUAAAAGCUAUAGUUUCUAAUGAGGUAAUUGCUUUGCGCUAGUGUUUGAGCACUUGGGCUUGACUUUACAGUAUGACUUUUUUUUGUAGUAGGAAUUGUGAAAAUACUGGAGAUAGUUUGGAUACUCUAGUGAAUCAAAAUAAUAAUAGCUCACAGAAUCUCUGGCAUUCAUUACUUGGAAGCUGCAAUGGUAAGUUCUAGAAUAUAAGCUUGCAUAUGCCACCUACUAAAGAAGAUAACAAUGAUUUUUUUUUUUUCAAACAGAACAAUGUAACAACUGCCUUAUUCCAGAAUAGAGAAUUGCCUGUAUAAAUGAUUAUCUGUUAUUUUGUGUAAGAAAGAUACCUUAGGUUAUAAAUAAAUAUUUAUCCCCUUAAGAAUAGACAACUUGUAAUGCCUUGCUUAAUGUUCACACACAAAUUUCAGGUGUCAGCAGAAACUCAUUUUCAGUCUGUUAUACUGUCAACACGUUCUUCAAUGGUAAUUUUGUCUUUAAAAACUAUUGUCAAAUUUUAGUCUGAUAAAAGGUCAUAAUAAAGCAGUGCCAUGAUUUUUUCUCAAAUGCCAGUAUAAAAAGCUGCCUUUGAAGUUCCUUCAUUACUGUAGCCUACCCAAAAGGAAAACAGCUUAAAGUUGAAAAUUUUUGGUUAAGGAGCUGAGCAAAGGCCUGAGUGCUGGCAGAGUGCAGUAGCUAAGUGAAACUGAGCUUUUAUCUUCAGCCACAGCAGAGUUGUGCCUGUGAUUAAUCCUUACUCUAAAUCAUUCUAUUUUAUACAUGCACAUGUUUCCUGUAGCAUCCCCUGGCUCAUUGGUACUUCUACUACUAUAAACAGUGAAUUCAAGUCAUGUGAAAUGCCUUUCAGUUACUUAAUAUCAAAAAAUAGUAUAUGAGCAUGUGCUGGCUGCUCUCACCCUGCCUUUCAAGUUCAAGGCAGAGGACAGUUUUCCAGAGAGCCCUGCACAAACAUCCACCAUCCCCACCUGAAACACUUUUCAGCUUUUCAGAGGGGAUGAAGCUUUUCAACUUACACCUGAGCCCAUCUUCUAAAGCACAGUAGAGGCAACUCAACCUAGUCUGUCUGAUCUUCCAAUUAUUCAGUACCAGAAUUAAACAAUCUAAGAUGCAAAACCUUUACUCAGGGCAGCUCAUGGCUGGCAGUGCCCCAAACUCUUCCUGCUGCAGGCAGAAGGUUUUGCUCUGUGAACCAACACCAGCCCCUGCAUGAAGCAAAAGCCUCACUAAUUAAAACAGGGCUCUGAUUGUGUGUUACUACUUGUGCCUGCAGUGAGGGAGAGGAGCUGUUGCCAUAGAGGUAGCACACACAGCACUUACAAAACUUCCCUCAAAUAUUGGAUGCCCUAAACAAGUACAGUCUUAAAC